Candidozyma duobushaemuli is the source of this 1866-nucleotide messenger RNA. Its product is annotated as LMBR1 domain-containing protein. Bases 1 to 1866 code for a protein of 621 amino acids. Gene Ontology annotation, cellular component: membrane. The transcript has a single exon. The record is from RefSeq and is a predicted model, not a curated record. NCBI's taxonomy places the organism in Eukaryota, Fungi, Ascomycota, Pichiomycetes, Serinales, Metschnikowiaceae.
AUGCCACUAUCGAUCACCUUCUUCUUGCCGGUUGAUUAUGUGAGCCACAAUCUGGACACUCCCAUAUUUGGUUUCAACAUAAGCGAUAAAGCCAUUUUGGUAUUGUGGAAAUCGAACUAUUGGAGUACAUUUUUGCUCACUUGGCUCUGGCUUCCUGUGCUUCAGGAGUUCUACAGAUCAGGUCACUUCCAUUGGCUUCCGAAACUAAAAGACGCCUUCAGGGCUCACCUCAAGUUCCAGGCAAUCGUCCUCUUGGUAGCCAUAGCAGGUGCCAUCUACUUGAUGCUCGAGGUCGGUCUUUCUUUCGGACACUUACGGUCCAUGAUUAUUGCCUUGUCGCAUAUUUAUGCUUUGAUUUUAGCGCUCUGGCUCAUGGCACACGGACUUAUUGCCAUUCCUCGAAACAGGUGGUUGGAAGGCAAUCUCAUGCAAGAUUUGAAUCACCACUACUUGAAAGUGCCACGGUUAGUGGAUGCGCUCGAGGAUAGUAAAAUCGCUUUCAAGGAGGACCUCCUUCAGGUCUUGGUGUUGGAGAUGAACUACACCUCAGUGUCAGUUGCAGAGAACUUCGAGUUUAGAGAUUGGAUAUUCUCUCUCUCAAAUCAAAUUCCACCAGACCUCCGCGAUAGCGUGUCACAGCAAUACGUAUACGACCUGGCUCACGCAAUUACUCGAGACCGACUCAAUGUGACUUUCCUCAAAAACCUCACCUACAAUUUCCAGAACCAUUUGUACAAGCUUACAGCUUACGAAUCGGAAUACAAUAUCUUGCUCGGGCAGAUCUCGCGCUUGCAGACUUUGCUAGCAGCCAAGGCAGCUGAAAACGAAGCUGAAAGAGAUCAAUUAAUGCUGUCAUUAUCCUUCACUCCAUUUCCUCCAAAAAUUGACUUCUACUUUCAGUGCUACGUUAAACCAGCUGCUCGCAGAAUAUUUUCGGUCUUCCUAUUCGCCAUUUCCGUCGUUAUCGUUCAGUCUGAGUUUUUCCAUUCGACGAAGUUGUCACUCAUGAACACCUUAGUUUACAAAACCGGUAUCCACAAUCACAACUUCUUGCAGGCGGUACUUUCGAUGGUCAUAUUUCUGUACAUGUUGUUCUGCUCGCUUAACUCCUUGGCUAAGCUCAAGAUCUUCAAUAAGUAUCACUUGGUGCCUCGUGAUAGUGAUCCGGUUUCUGCCGCUUUUUACGCAUCGUACAUCGCCAGAUUAACCAUUCCACUUUCCUAUAACUUCAUCACCUUGUUCACCAGCAGAGACUCGAUCUUUGAAGAAUGGUACGGUAAGUCUAUCCACUUGACUGGUUUGUUCAACUUGAUGAAUGACUGGAUCCCAAGAUUGCUCCUUAUUCCUAUUGUCUUAACCACUUUCAACGUGUAUGACAUUGUGAAGAAGAAGUUGGGUCUUCUGUCUGACUUCUACGGUGCAUGGGGUGACUUUGACAAUGACGAAGAGUUUGGUGAUGCUGAGAACAACCCUGCUAAGCGGAGGGAUUUGGUCAUUGUUGAAGCAAAAAGAAUCGUGUCCUUGGAGCUCAACCGUCGCAACCAACACGGACAGCGCUUGCCUAAUUUUACUGAGCCUGCAAGCCGCCAAAGAAACGAUGCACAGUUUCAACAAACGUUUACCAGCAAUACGGACCAGACGUUUGGGGGCGCCUUGUCAAACAGAAUUGACGCCUCAUAUCACGAUGAAGAGUCCGACUCUGGAAGGCUGUCGUUUGGGGACGUAUGGAACAGAUUGGGUGGCACAUUCAAUGGACUUAGGGAGGCUGUGCUGACAAGAUUUGGCAGACAAGAGCCUUCUUACAGAGACGAUCCAAUUGAUUCGUACGACUACGACGAUGAUGCCAACGAAAACUUGGUGCUAUAG